GUCACGUCGGCCGUUGACGCUGCUGGCGCCAAGUUAUAAGUUUUGAGCGGAGAGGGCGGUUGGAGUUGGGGGAGAAUUUAUCGAAGGUUGAAAAGCUAGGAUUGCGGACGCCCAAAUGGAGGGGGAGAACAGACUUCCAUAUCCAAUUUGCAAAUUGGAUUAUAUUGUGAGUUAUUGUCGCAAACACAUUUUAAGUGGAUCGGAAGCCAACAACUUCACAAAAGCUGACCUAUCAAAGCCAGAAGCUGUGCAGAGACUGUACAUGAGAUGUCUACAGAUUGUUUUUGAUGCACGUCCGGAUUGCUUUUACAUGAUGCCCGGAGAUGAAAACAUGCCAUAUCCUCAACUUUCUGAAGGUUUUAUCCCACUUCUGAAUCUUUAUGUUUGCAUGCAUAAUUUAAAAUCACUAUGUGCAAUUCCAUAUUUUGAGAUGAGUGACCUCUUGAAUCCUAAAUCAAAAGGUACCAUUGUCAUCAUGAGUGGUAUAAUCAACUUCCUUCAGUUCAGAAAAAGAACCCUCGAAACUUACCUGAACCAACAAAAAAGUUUUAAAUUGAAUCUGGAGAUGAUGCAACAGAUGGUUUCAUCAAAUGAAGAAAUGAAAUACAAAAUUGAAAGACUUAAUACCAUACCUCCUGACCAAAAGGCAAAGAUUGAUGUCCUGUCUGCAGAAAUAACUGAAUUGCAGCAAGUUAUAAACCGUGAAUAUCGUCUCAAACAAAAUUCCAUCCAAGAUGCAACUACACAUCUGAAGACUGAAAUUGCAGAGCAAAAUAAAGUGUUGGGUCAGCUAAAAUUGGACAUGGCCAAUGCAAAAGAACUCCAAGCAAAGCUCCGACCUUUGAUUGUGGAAUGCCCAGAACAAUUGAACAGCGAAAUACAGUCAAUGAGGGAGACAGUAGAAAAAAAGAAGGAGGCCAUGCAAAAGAAAAAUGACAGAACAAUGGAACUUCAGGACAAGUUGGCAAGUCUUACCAAUUUCCAAAACAAAGAACUAGAAACUUACUGCAGUUUAUUGCAACAAUCCCAGACUGGCUCUGACCUUAUAAGCAGCGUGAACACGGAGAUUUGGAAUGAAGAAAAUGAGCUGGAGAGAAAGCAAAUGGAACUGAAAAACAUGCAGACAGAAGAAACUCGGUUGAAAAGGAUUCUGGGCUCAAAGCUUGAGAAACAGGAUAAGUUACAGAUGCAGAGGCAUAAGAAACAAGAAGCUAGGGAGCAUGAUCUUGAUUCAGUAGCCACGGAGUUUGAUAUGUUUAAGCAGCGAAGCCAGGAGGUCUCUGAGAAGAUUGCACAAAUAAACAGUGAACGUCAACAAUAUCAGACGAAAAGCCAGACAUUGCAAGAGAGCUGUGCUAAAGAUGAAUCAGAAUGUCAGAAUUUGUACUCCAAGCUGCUGGCUGAUCUGGAACAAUAUCAUGAACGUUUGGCUGUAGUGACACAAAAGGCUACAUUUGAAGGACAAAAGCAAAUGGCAGAACUAGAGAAAGCCAUGAGUGAAAGAAUUUGAAGCCCAUUCUGCACUUCACUGCAAAUCUUUGUAGAUGUCUGAUUUUGCUAAUGUGUCUCCUGUCAGGUUGUUUGUAACUGUUGGAACUAUUUUAUAUGUAGCUUCCUUAAAAAGUACUGAGUAAAGCACAAUUUCUUAGUGUAUAAUGAAAUGUACAUUUUCAUGUCUUUUGUAGUGUGCAAUGUUUUCUGAUAUAUAACUUUGCAAGAAAAAUAAAAAUGAGCUGCACUUGUUAAAUGUUAGUGUCAUUGUUAAGAUACGAUGGUAAGUUUGUAUUAAGGAUGAUAUUUCUUUGAAAUACUGACCAUGGAGAAAGAAAGGAUGUUUAUUUUGGAAAAUGAUUUGCUAUUUGUCUUUUUAUUCUCAAAUGAAUAAUUCUUAUCACUUUCAAAUGCCAGCCUUAAAUAUUGGAGAAUUACUUUUUGUCUGCUCCAUUCACCCAUGUUAUAUUUCUUUCUUUCUUUCUUCUAUGCAAUGAGUCCCCUUUCAAAUAUCAUUAUCAUGCCCAUUAUCUGCUUUCAUCAUUCCUUUACUCUGCAGAGAAAAGUUUUAUAGUACAUAAAUUCUUUAUUUGCCACAAAAACAAAAUUGCUGGAAAAGCUCAGCAUCUGGGAAGGAGAAAACAGAAUUAACGUUACGAAUCUGGUGACCCUUCCUCAGGGUCACUGGACCCGAAACAUUAAUUCUGUUUGCUCCUUCACAGAUGCUGCCACACCUGCUCAGCUUUUCCAGCAACUUUGUUUUUGAUCCUGAUUUACAGCAUCUGUAGUUCUUUUGGUUUUUCUUUAUCUGCCAGUUAUUUUUCUGAAACUGCCCCACAAAUGGUAGUAUUUCUUCCCGUCAAUGCCUUUUGUAAUUUAAGACUUUUUGAAGGCCCCCUUUUAUUUUAGAGGGCGAAGCAAAAGCAAUAGCCUUCACAACUUACUCUUAUGGAUGCACUCUCUCCAUUCUGGUAACAUCCCGAAAGCCUUUUAAAUACCUUCUCCUGUCUUUCAUUGUUAUUUUUUUAGAAUGGGGACCAGAGCCAUACUUUGCUGCAUGUCAUCAAACGUUCACUCAGAAAUGAUACAUUUUGCUCAUGCAGGGAGGUUAAUGUUAUAAAACCUCCAAGAUGCUUCAUAACAGUGUGGUGAAACAAAAUUUGCUGUACAAUCCACAUAAGUUUUUCAUGAUGGUCUGUGCUGUGAAUGUCUAACCUCAUUUCAUACAUCCUGAUCAGUACAAUAAAUUGUUAGCCCUUUU
Messenger RNA from Stegostoma tigrinum, 2752 nucleotides. RefSeq names its product UF2 component of NDC80 kinetochore complex (gene nuf2). Gene Ontology annotation, molecular function: protein-containing complex binding. Gene Ontology annotation, biological process: attachment of mitotic spindle microtubules to kinetochore; kinetochore organization; meiotic chromosome segregation. Bases 116 to 1510 code for a protein of 464 amino acids. The record is from RefSeq and is a predicted model, not a curated record. The transcript is spliced from 14 exons. Gene Ontology annotation, cellular component: Ndc80 complex; kinetochore. Lineage: Eukaryota; Metazoa; Chordata; Chondrichthyes; Orectolobiformes; Stegostomatidae.